UCACCAAUCCGACGUCUCUUGCAAGCUUCGUAGCUACUAGUAUAAAUAUUACUAUUAUACUUCAGGAACUUCACCCCUAAAUAUUCUGCAAAGUGAAAUUUUCAGCUUAUUUUUGUGUUUGAAGGAGAUUUGAAAAAAAAACAAAAAAAAAAAAAGGCUCUAAAGAAAACUAGCCAUGGCAGCAAGUGAUGUAAAGCUUCUUGGUGCACGUCCGAGCCCAUUCGUGAACCGGGUUCAGUUUGCCCUCAACCUCAAGUCAAUAGACCAUGAAUUCAUCCCACAAAACUUGGCAGAGAAAAGCGAGCUCCUUCUUAAAUCUAAUCCUGUUCACAAGAAGGUCCCAGUACUCAUCCAUGGUGAUCAGCCCAUCUCCGAGUCACUUGUGAUUGUGCAGUACAUUGAUGAGGUCUGGUCUGGUCCUCCCUCUCUCCUUCCUUCUGAUCCCUAUGACCGCGCCACAGCUCGCUUUUGGGCCGCUUACAUUGAUGAAAAGUGGUUUCCAUUGGUGCGGGAUCUUAGAAAUGCAACGGACGAGCAGUCAAAAGCAGCUGCAGUGGAGAAAUUAUUUGAAGGCUUAAAAUUGUUGGAGGAUGCAUUUGUGAAUUCAAGCAACGGGAAGGGCUUCUUCGGUGGAGAAAAAUUAGGUUAUCUUGAUAUUGUUCUGGGUUGCUACCUGGGAUGGGUAAGGGCUGGAGAAAUAUUUACAGGUUUGAAAAUACUGGACGAAACCAAGACACCAGCCCUGGUGGGAUGGGCUGAGAGGUUUGCUUCUCAUAAAGCUGUGGAUGGUGUUAUACCCGAGCCUGAGGAACUCGUUAACCUUAUCAAAAUGUUCCAAGCUAGGGCCGCCGCUGCUGCUGCUGAUGCUUCGACAAAGUGAAAAAGGCCCAUCUUUUAAUGAGCCCAUGAAUAAGGCCCAAGUGGUCAUCAUUUUUUCUUUUUCUUCCCUUGUUUUUGUUGUUGUUUGGAUUGUGCGAGAAUAAUUGUAAGGGGGAAGCUUCCUUUCCCAAAUGCAAGUUGUAAUGGGCGAGCUUCCUUUCAUAAAUGGAAGUUCUCUCCUUUUUUUAAAAAAAAUAUUAUUUCUUCUGAUUCCAAUUUUGUGGGAUGACCUAUGAAAAAGUUUUUUUCCUUUGGUUACA
Molecule: messenger RNA, 1139 nt
Organism: Coffea arabica (coffee)
Lineage: Eukaryota; Viridiplantae; Streptophyta; Magnoliopsida; Gentianales; Rubiaceae
Product: glutathione S-transferase U17
Biological process (GO): glutathione metabolic process
Cellular component (GO): cytoplasm
Molecular function (GO): glutathione transferase activity
Source: RefSeq, a predicted model, not a curated record